This is a messenger RNA of Penicillium brevicompactum, 957 nucleotides long. Its product is annotated as alpha/beta hydrolase. The transcript has a single exon. The record is from RefSeq and is a predicted model, not a curated record. NCBI's taxonomy places the organism in Eukaryota, Fungi, Ascomycota, Eurotiomycetes, Eurotiales, Aspergillaceae. Bases 1 to 957 code for a protein of 318 amino acids.
AUGAGUUCAGCCAUCUCACCAGGCCAAACACUGGCCCCCAGCCUGGCGACAUUACCAGACGGUCGGACUCUCUCCUUUACUUUGGCGGGGCCUAGUCGUCACGAUAGAGAUCCGAUCACGAUUAUAUUGCCAGGAGUGGGAUGCAGCAUUACAGAAUGGGUUGGUGUUCAAAAGCUCUUAGGGCAAAGCUCGCCAAUUCUUCUCUACGAACGUUCCGGCUUUGGUCAGUCGGAUGAAUCCACAGAUCCACCAACAGCAUCACAUAUAGCAUUUGAGCUUCAUAUGCUUCUACGAACCCUGGCAAUAGACCCACCAUAUGUUUUGGUCUUUCAUUCCUACGGAGGAAUAAUCGGACGGGAGUUUGUGGAGCUACGGCAGCGUGCUGGAGGGAAAGAUGAUGUGACCGGAAUCGUGUGUGUCGAUGCGAACCAAGAAGACAGUCUAAGACUGUGGCCGGAUCCGGAUAUCGAACCGCUUGCAAAAGGCUUGGACUGGUACACUGCGAUUGGACUAGCCGAUGAAAAGGCCAUGUCGGACGAUGAGUGGAAAGCUGUCACUGAAGGACAAAAAACUGCGAAGCAUCAGCGGGCAACACAGAAGGAGAUGGAACAAUAUGUCCCAAGCUUGAAAACCUUGGCAGAAAAAAGGCAGCUGGAACGAGAUCCACCGCUUCUCCGAGAUUAUCCCGUCAGCGUUAUGAGAGGUCACCCCGAUAGAGACUUGAGAAGAGUGCUCCGGAUUGCGACCGAGAUUGGCAAUGGAUCUGAAGAGCAGAGACGGCAGUUUGCAAAAAAGCUGGAAUCUUACCCGGCCCUUCAAGAGAGUAUUCAAAAAGAAAACCUUAAGUUGUCAUGGCGACAUAGAUUUGUGGAUCAACCAGAAUGUGGGCACUUUAUCCAUGUGGUAAAGCCAGAGGCUGUUGUUGAGGAGAUAAAUUGGGUGCUACAGAAUCAGUGA